GGGGUAACAUUACGCAAGGGACUUCUUUCUCAAUCCCUUGAUUCCAAACCGCAAGAUUUCUAAGUAAUACUUGAAAUCAUACUGAUAGAGGUAAUGACCCUGCAUAUAACUGCGUGAUUCAAUCCUAAGACUCAUCUCGAAAACCGAGUAGAUGAAUCUGCUACUGCCACUAAACUCACCUAUCAAGAAAUAACAUCGGAGCAAAACUUCACGUAUCUGCGCAAAAUAAAGAUCAAUAUCCUCUGUCUACAGGAUUCGUACCUAUCUCUUUUACAAGUAUUUCAAAACACCCAAAGUCAUGGCUCAAUCUGAGAUUAAAUUCUAUUGGGCACCUGGCGCUUGCUCUCUAUGCCCUCAUGUUCUUCUGUUCGAAACCGGAGUCUCUUUUAAAUCAAUUGCCAACUUAAUCACAAAAGAAACGGUGGAAUUUACUGAAAACUUCUCUUUCAUCAAUCCCAAAAUGCGUGUUCCAGUUCUCUCGCUUGAGGGUGAAAUCAUCACAGAGGUUCCUGCUAUUGCGACAGCGAUAUCUUCGCUCGCCCCCGAACUGCAUCUUUUAGGAGGUACAACAAUGGAGACGAUAAAAGUGUAUGAAUGGAUGAACUGGCUGAGCGGAACUUUGCAUGCUCAUGCAUUCGGCGGUUUAUUGAGACCGGAGAGAUUGAGUGAUGAAAAAGAAGCAUUGCCGGGCAUUGAGAAAAAGGGUAUGAGAAAUGCCCAAAAUUGUUUUGAUAUGAUCGAGGGAAAGUUGAAUGGCUUUUACGCAGUUGGGGGCGCAUUCACAGUCGUCGAUUCGUAUCUUUUCGUGUUUUAUCGUUGGGGAGAAGGAUAUGGUUUGAACAUGAAGAGUGUGUACCCGAAAUACACAGCGCUGGUGGAAAAUCUGGUGAAUCGUCCUUCUAUGCAGAAGGUUUUAGAGCUUGAAAAGUCGCAGGCCAAGUUAUAGAUAUUCAAAUCCUCCCAGGUAAUUCUAUCGACACUCUUGGUCAUUUAACUACAUUCGAUAAAAUGCAAUGGUAGCAUCUGCCACUGGCUGUUCGUUUUAAACGGGCGCGAAAAAUGAUAUGAAAAUCAAAAUUUCCGAUGUUUCAUUCGGGUACCUACCCAAAGCCUUUGUGCUGCGUGAGAUUCGCAUUUCACACUCCAUACAUCCUUUGUCUCAUCGCAUUCAUAUAUGAUAUUUUCGCAUGCCAACUAAUGCCAUGUUGUCGCUCGCUGGUUGUAAGCCAUUCGCCAUGAAUCGUACACACUGGUCCACCAGGUCUAAGAUGUGCUUAGAAAAAUUGGCCCAUACACACGAGCUUAAAGGCACUGAGUAUUUAGAGGUAGAAAAUAGUGUGGCUAGUCUGCGCGAUAUGGGACAACCAAUUAUUGCCAAAACCGUAUGGUAAUUUGUGAAUAGAAGAUGUGAUUGAGAAGUACAUUGUGCGGGAUGCGCGGGUUCUUUGGUGGA
Messenger RNA from Botrytis cinerea B05.10, 1453 nucleotides. It is a transcript of the gene Bcgst22, whose product is annotated as Bcgst22. The transcript has a single exon. Lineage: Eukaryota; Fungi; Ascomycota; Leotiomycetes; Helotiales; Sclerotiniaceae. The coding region runs from base 299 to 946 and encodes 215 amino acids. The record is from RefSeq and is a predicted model, not a curated record.